Molecule: messenger RNA, 769 nt
Organism: Merops nubicus (carmine bee-eater)
Lineage: Eukaryota; Metazoa; Chordata; Aves; Coraciiformes; Meropidae
Product: chromosome unknown open reading frame, human C8orf34
Exons: 6
Source: RefSeq, a predicted model, not a curated record
AUGACAAAGCUGAUAACGGAAACACCCGAUCAACCAAUACCAUUUCUAAUCAACCAUCUUCAGUCCAAACAGGGGAACCGCAGUCAGCUUCAGAGAACCUUGUCUGGCUCUGCUGCCCUUUGGGCAGAGAGUGAAACCUCAGAAAAUAAGGAAACAAGGAGAGAUUUUAGAAGUUAUGAUAAACCUUGGCAAGUAAAUGCAAAAAAGCCUAAAAAAUCAAAGAGCGACCUUGCAAUGUCCAACAUUUCUCCGCCAUCACUGGAGUCUAAGUUAUUGCCAAGGUCAAUAGAGCAUCCUAAAUGGGAUUGGAGGACAAAACCGGAGACCCAUGAUUUUGAUGAACUAAAUCAUAUUCUUCAAGAGAGCAAAAAACUUGGAAAGGCCCUUGAGAAUCUGUCUCGCAGCAUUGCUGUUUCUGAUGAACUUGAUAAGGACACAGCAGGUUUUCCCUCCCCCCUUCUCAGACCUCGGGUGGUUGGAGAAUGGGUUGGCCGUGAAGAGAAUGAUGCAGACCCACUCGCUGCGGAGAUGCUGCAGCCGCCAGUGCCGAGAAAUAAAAACGAGCAGUGGGACAGCGAGGACAGCAGCAGUCCUGGAGGAAGCUUAAAAAUGGAGCCAAAGACCAAAGGACUCAAACAACAACAGCAGCAACAUAAGAAACUGCUGGCUGCCAUGCUUUCUCAGGACUCAUUUGACUCUGCUCAAAGCACAGCUCCAUCUGUAACCGAAGAAGAUAUUGACAAUGAAGAUGAUGCAAUGGAACUGCUGG